AUGUCAUCAGGAUUUAAACUUGAAACUGUUACACAAGGAAAUGGUCAAAAACCAAAAGCAGGUCAACGUGUUCGUGUUCAUUAUACAGGAACAUUAACAAAUGGAAAAAAAUUUGAUUCAUCACGUGAUCGAAAUCGUCCAUUCGAAUUUACUCUUGGUAAAGGCGAAGUUAUUAAAGGUUGGGAUCAAGGUGUAGCUCAAAUGUCAAAAGGUGAACGUGCGACACUUACAUGUCCACCUGAUUAUGCUUAUGGUAGUGAAAGUGUUGGUAAUGGAUUAAUUCCAGCUAAUUCAACAUUAAUCUUCGAUGUUGAAUUAAUCGAUUUCAAAUAA
Messenger RNA from Rotaria sordida, 333 nucleotides. NCBI's taxonomy places the organism in Eukaryota, Metazoa, Rotifera, Eurotatoria, Philodinida, Philodinidae. The record is from the annotation of a GenBank genome assembly.